AAUAGAAUCUCCGCCCCUCCUUCCUUGCUCCAGGUCACCAUGGGGAUAGCUGCCCUGGGCCUCCUCUGUGCAACACUCCUGCUCCCUCUCUUGGUGUUUGGGGUCCCCACCGAGGAGCCCUCCUCUGGGGAAGCCGUGGCCUCGGGUUCCCCUGGGUAUUGUCAACGGUGCUGUGACUCUGAGGACGCCCUGGCCCCUGCUGAUGAAGCAGUGUCCUCGGCCUCUCCAUCUGCCCUCCCAUACCUGCUGCCUGAGGUCAGACCCUACAUUAACAUCACCAUCCUGAAGGGUGACAAAGGGGACCGAGGCCUGCUGGGCACGCCCGGGAAGCUGGGCCGCGAGGGUCCCCGGGGGGAGCGCGGCCCGCAGGGCACCAAGGGCGCCAAGGGGCAGGCAGGCAGCCCUGGCGGCCCGUGCCAGACGCGCUUCUCCGCCUUCUCAGUGGGCCGCAAGACGGCCCUCCACAGCAGCGAGGGCUUCCAGCCGCUGCUAUUCGACACGGUCUUCGUCAACCCCGACGGGCACUUCGACCUGGCCGCUGGCUGCUUCGUCGCCCCGCUGCGCGGCCUCUACUUCUUCAGCCUCAACGUACACAGCUGGAACUUCAAGGAGACGUACGUGCACGUGGUGCACAACGAGGAGGCGGCCGUCAUCCUGUACGCGCAGCCGAGCGACCGCAGCAUCAUGCAGAGCCAGAGCGUGAUGCUGGCCCUGGCGCCCGGGGACCGUGUCUGGGUGCGCCUCUUCAAGCGCGAGCGGGAGAAUGCCGUCUACAGCGACGACGUGGACACCUACAUCACCUUCAGCGGCCACCUCAUCAAGCCCGAGGAUGAUUAGUGCCCCCAGCAGGGCGGCCCCAGCCCCGGGGUGGUGGGGGGCUGUCCUCCUGCAGGGCCUCGGUGUGUCCCUCCGUAAAAUGGGCCCCCGGGACCUGGCAUUCUGGGUGAGCUUCCUCUUCUUUCCUUCCCUCCAUCACCCCUCUCUCUCUCCUCUCUUGAACAUACUUUAAGAGGUCCUCUAACCUAAAUAUUCUAGAACUUUCCCAGCCUUUGAGACCAGCACCUGUCAAACUUGAAAGUGGGUGUGAACCACCUGGGGACGGGGCUAACAUGCAGAAUCUGAUUCUGGUUCUGGAGUGGGCCUGGGGUUCUGCACAUCUAAGAAGUUCCUGGCUGAUGCUGAUGCUGCUGGUCUAUGGACCCCACUUAGGUAACCAGAUUCUAGAACUUUCACAACAUUCGUAGACUUUCUAAACAUUCUGGACUCCUCCAAACAUUCUAGACUCUUCCCAUCAUCCUUCACUUUUCUCAUCCCUCCAGGACGCCCCCCCCCAACGUCCUCGCGCUCCUUCCACCUCCUCUGUCACUCUCUUGUGCACCUAAGCAGCCGCAGUUCACUUAUUCAUUCAUCAAACGCUCGCUGAGCACUCACUCUGUGUUAGGCUCUGGGGAAGCUGAGGUGAAUCAGACGCAGGCCCUGCCUUUGGUGAGCACCCAGUCCAGCCAGGGUGGGGAGACUCAGGAUCAGGAAACCAGACCCAGAUAAAUGCACGGGGCUCUCAUCACAGAAGUCUGUGUCUGGGCGUUCAGGCACUGUGGCCCCUCCUUACCUGCAGAUCCCCAAGGUGGGUUAGAGUCCCCAAGGUGGGGGUAUUCUUUAUCCUUGUCCAUUCCUUUCCUUCCUGCCCAAUGACCUUCGUUAAAGCAAACCCCAGAAGGGCCUUGGUCAGGGCAAGGGUGCUAUGAGGGGAGGAUCCAGGGGCUUGGGGGUAAAGAGGGCCCUUGGGGAAGGGAGCCCGGACCCACAGCUCCCCACACGCCCAGUACAGUAACCUUCGAGGACUCCUCCCCUCUUCACACAUCCCCUUCCCCGCCCUGUCCGUCCACCCUCCCAAAGGUGCCUGGGCCUCCGUCCUCUCAGGCUCCCAGCCACUGUCAGACACUGACGUCUGUCCCCAGGUGCUCUCUGACCCUCCUUGGCCCCUCUCGCCAGCCCAAUGUCCCUGGCUUUCCAGGCCUGGUUAAGGUGCUGAGGCCCUGGUAGGAAGCUCCUGCCCAGCCUGAUGCUGCUUUUACACAAGCCACCGGGGCCGUGGGCCGGGCUUUGGACCCCUCAGCAGGUCUAGGGGACUGAAGCGGGCCACAUUGCAGGUCAGUCGGGGCGGGGGAGCCUCCUCUGAGCCAUGUUGCCAAGACAGGCACUGGGCGAGACCGAGGCCAAGUAAGGGACAUCUGGCCUUCUGUCCUUUCUCCCUCCUCCAGGGGGGGGCAGCCUGGCGGUCUCCGGCCUUCUCCUCCUAGCCCAGGGGGCCUGAACCUCCCUCCAGAGGGAAAUGGCCUCUACCCAUUGGUGCUGAUGCCGACUGCCGGGCCGAGGUGGCCCUGGCGGUGGUCUCUGGUGCUCACUCAUAGCUGACAGAUUCAUGGCUAAGUGGCUGGGGGCUGGCAGCAGGACCUGACCAAGUGCCGUGAAGGCUCGUGCUAUCCAGCCACCCCUUGCCUGACUUCGCCCCUGCCCUGCUUGUCCGGAGUGAUUAAAGUGUGUGUGUCUUUUUGGCA
Messenger RNA from Leptonychotes weddellii (Weddell seal), 2558 nucleotides. The record is from RefSeq and is a predicted model, not a curated record. NCBI's taxonomy places the organism in Eukaryota, Metazoa, Chordata, Mammalia, Carnivora, Phocidae.